Molecule: messenger RNA, 1595 nt
Organism: Lindgomyces ingoldianus
Lineage: Eukaryota; Fungi; Ascomycota; Dothideomycetes; Pleosporales; Lindgomycetaceae
Product: BAR-domain-containing protein
Exons: 5
Coding region: 252-1526 (424 amino acids)
Cellular component (GO): cytoplasm
Molecular function (GO): protein binding
Source: RefSeq, a predicted model, not a curated record
CGCUCGACUUUCGCACACCUCGUCCGCCCACUCUCUCCUGCCUUUCCCCUCUUUCACUCUCCCUAUUGUGCCGUAGUUCUCCCUAUUGUGUCUGUUCAUUCUCUUGCUGCGUGCGCAUGCCGCUGCUAGUGCAUGAGCUCCUUCGCCCCGUAUCGAUAGGAGGAUCCGUCCAUUCGCCGCGCUCCGUAACUUCCCCCCCUUCUUAACCACACUUCUCGCAAUCUGUCCUCUCGGCCCGCAAGACCGCAACCAUGCUAGUCAACAAGAAGCUCGAUCGAUUCAAGCAAUGGGCGGGCGAGAAGAUGGGCGGAGAAGUCAAGACCGGCCUCUCCGACGAGUUCAAGUCGCUCGAAAUGGAGAUGAACCUGCGACACGAAGGCAUGGAGAAGAUGCAGAAGUCGAUGACCGUCUACGUCAAGUCCCUCUCCAAGCGCGAAGAGGGUGACAAUAGGGAGAAGUCCCUCCCUGGUGGCUACUUGGGUUCUGCUAUGGUCACACACAGCGAAGACUUCGAGCCAGACUCAGAAUUUGGCAAUUGCCUGUCCUCUCUCGGCAGAGCGAAUGAGCGAUUGGCACGCGUCCAGGAGACGUAUGUUUCGAGUGCGACAUCCACUUGGUUGGAGGGUUUGGAGCGUUCUCUUGCCCAGAUGAAGGAGUACCAGAAUGCCCGCAAGAAGCUUGAACAGCGUCGAUUGGCCUACGAUACCUCUCUUGUCAAGAUGCAAAAGGCGAAGAAAGAAGACUUCCGGGUCGAGGAAGAAUUGCGGUCACAGAAGGCCAAAUUCGAGGAGUCGAGCGAGGACGUCUUCCGCAGGAUGCAGGAUAUCAAAGAGUCCGAAGUUGAUAUGAUUCAAGACUUGACGCAAUUCCUCGAAGCCGAAUUGACAUACUAUGAUCGCUGCCGAGAAAUUCUUCUGAACGUCAAGCGGGAUUGGCCGGCAAGAGAUGCUCACCGUCCCGCGCGCUCCCGGUCCAACACUGCAACGCGGGGCUAUGCUGAGCGCUUCACUGCCCAAGAAGAGGAGCCGCCCAUGCCUGAGCAACCACGCAUCACAAUCCCUAAAUUGUCAUCCCGGAACAUGUCCCCUGCCCACGACACUCAAUCUCCAGGUGGACAUUCCUCGCGCCCAGCUUACAGCCGCACCACCACGUUCGAUGGACCGUCCCGCUCUCAGCGCGAGAUGAGCCCCGCCCCUCGACUUUCCCGUGUUCCCACUGAGCCGACCAUGAUCAUGGCGAAUCGCGCUAACCUCCGUCCUGUCCGCCAAACGAACACCUUCGCCGACGAUUACGAAGACGAAUACCCAGGCACCAAUGGCCAUCGACGCGACCGGUCGCCACCGAGUCCCGCAACCAGCCAAGGAAGUGCCAUGUCACGAGCAGCAAGCUGGACUGCUUCAGAGCUUGCAACCACGGGCAAGAAGGCGCCUCCCCCACCUCCACCAUCGAGGGCAAAGAAGCCUCCGCCACCCCCGCCACCAAUGAAGAGAAGUGCGCUGAGUGCCUCUGAAACCUCGCAUUAUUAACCUGGCAUCCUUAAUUUCCUUUGUCCUUCCCAUGCUAACUUUCUAUGCUUGUGUUCAGUGUCGAGGAGA